Molecule: messenger RNA, 5258 nt
Organism: Vespula pensylvanica (western yellowjacket)
Lineage: Eukaryota; Metazoa; Arthropoda; Insecta; Hymenoptera; Vespidae
Product: beta-1,3-galactosyltransferase 5-like
Exons: 2
Coding region: 2459-3694 (411 amino acids)
Cellular component (GO): membrane
Molecular function (GO): hexosyltransferase activity
Source: RefSeq, a predicted model, not a curated record
CUCUCUCUCUCUCUCUCUCUCUCUCUCUCUCUCUCUCUCUCUCUCUCUCUCUCUCUUUCUCAUACUUUCCAUCGAAUUUUGAAAACAUUCAUGACCUAGCUCGAGGACGAGGUUAUUUUGUCGUGAUGUCAAAGAGUCAGCAGCACUCAGUAGGAAUUCUGGCGUUGUGCCAACCACCGAGAAAUAGGUUAUCGAUCAACCUCUUGCUCUUGGUAAUAACUACAGUCCGACUACGAUACGAAAGAGAGCUUUGACUCUGAAGAUUUCAUCGUUCUAGAGUCUAGCCUGUCUUUUCUUCACAAAACACUUUUAAUAACAUAGAUUUUCUUCGAGGAAGGAUCAAGUCAUAGUUUUCCUAAAAAUACAAAAAAAAAAAAGAAAGAAAAUUUUAAUAACAUAGAAUUCUUGGAUCUAUUAGAAGUACAUUAGUAAAAGUGAAUUUUCUCUUAAAAAAAUAUUUAUACUCUGAAAAUAUCUAAAGAUAAUGUUUGCUGAACUAUCAUCCAAUGGUACAGUCUCUGUGAAUGGUAAUCGAGCAAAUGGCGCUUCGUUCGUUUCCAAUGCUCAUUCAAAAAGCGUUCACGCAUCAAUGAUCCUACCUAUGUACGUCUAUUCGUAUCUUCUAUUGCAAGUACAUACGUACAUAACUACAUAACUCAAUACACACACCCACACACAUCUAUUCUCUGUAUAAAGUACAAUAUUGAUGAAUAUAGCUCGCUAAAAAUAUCGAGUAAUACAUAAUAAUAUAAAGGAUUGAUCAAUCUUCCAUUAUCAUCGCUGUUAACAUCUAAAUUACUUAUCAUCGGCUAUAAAAUUGGAUGUUCUGUUUGGGGGAAAAAAACUAAUAUAAUUAUUAAUGCAAACGGAAAAGAGAUUCGUUCGCGAUAUUUUUAGAAGACUAUUCGCGUAUAGUUCUCUGAUUGUAGGUGAGAUUGAUCGUGAAAACUCGGCCGAGUAUUAACGAUAAAAGUAUAUCCAUUCCAUUUUUAGUUUAGUAGAACAUACAUAUCAUACGUUUUCUAAUAAAGAAAAUAAGCUUAGCUUAAUAACGAAAUAAAUAAAAAAGAAGGGCAAUACUUUAUCGAACUUCCAAUUUAUUCUUCCUUUUUUUCUUCUUUAAUGAGUUACAAUCGGAAAUCCUGUUCCAUCGUGAUAACGAAUUUCAACCUACGCAACCUAAAUCUCUAAACGAUAUAGUUUCUAUUCUAACUCAAAUUUUGAAACAUUGCUUUAGUUAGCAUUCUAAUUGCAAAAGAUCGAGCUCGAGAAUAAUAAUAAGCAAUUCUUUCUUUCAAAUAUCAAUAGCUCAAAAAUAAAGUAAUCGGUAAAUUAUCUCGAAUCUUUUUCAAAGAACUUGACGAUAUGAAAACCAUGACAUUUAUCCUAGUAAGUUUGAGAAAUUCGAUUUAUAAAAAUUAUGUACCGACGAAUCUCGCGCCAUGUCCGAACUAACGGUACGACGAAAGUAACACCCUCCUCGUAGGUAUGCCGACUUCGUCCUGUCUGCCGCUAGGCGUCGCAGAUUCUAAUAAAAAUUACACGUUCCCUCGAAAGCACUAUACGUUGCAGCGUUACAAUACAUAUAGGUUCUAAAGAUCUGUUUGCCCUAUAACGAGUAUAUAUUGAGUACGUUUAAAGUAGUAGGGUCCGCUCGUCAGCCCUACUGAUGAUUCAUCGAGCGAACCCAGGUCAAAACGUUUAGAUAGCAACAAACUGUCAAAACCUUUUAACACUGCAUAAGGCUUAAAACUAACGUCUCUAUAUUAUAACAGGAAAGAGCGACAGGAAGUGGGGAGUGAAAAGAGGAGAGGAGAGAAGGAAGGAAGAGGAAGGAUCGACGCAAGAUCGCUUCGAGUAACGUGAUCGACGUCGAUGCGUGUUACUAUAUAUCAAUGGGUGGCGAAUGGGUGGCCCAUUGGGUGCCAGCUAGCUCGACCAAAGAAGAAGAGAGAAGAACGUCGGUGCCCGUCAAAUAAUGUGUUUGAAAGUAGAAAAAUGAAUCUCGGCAAAAGUCUUGGAAGGUGGUGGUGAACGUUUAUACUUUGUUCAUUUUGAUAAGCUUCGAGUUAGCCUCGAAGGAGUUCUACAGGACGACGGUAACACAACAAUCAUAACGACGAUAGCUAGUGAAAGGAUAACGCAGAAGCAAGUAAAAGGGAAAGAGAGUGAGGGAGAGUGAGGGAGAGAGAGAGAGAGAGAGAGAGAGUAAAAUCUCAAGUUUUCUUGCAGUAUGAGAAUAUCUGUACAUUCGCUUCUACUCUCAAAAGAGUAUAGUAGUAGUUGCCAGUAGUUGUCAGUCACCAGACGGGAAAAUCACGACAACAUACUAACGAUUCUAACGAAACGUGACAAUCACAACGAUAUAUAAUAAACGGUGUAUGUACGCCGUUGUUAUUCGAUAGAACGAAAUUAGACAAUCGUACGAGGCCCCUUAUUGUAAAAGACGCAACUCGUCAUGUACCAAUUCUUGCAUCCUCGUAAUCGCCCUUUACAGAGCCUUAUUCUUGGCUUGAUAGUUCUGACUUUUUAUGCUUACUAUCGUACCACCUUCUAUGAUAUUCAUCAGUUUGGUUCAGCUCGAAAUUUCAGUCAUAUUGUUUAUCAGGAAGCACUUCGAAAUCAAUCGAAUCAUAGUAUAGAUAUCCAAUCCGUGCCCAAAAAUAUGACAUAUGAAACUUUGACAUUGAAUUCUUAUUCUCAACAUAAUGCAAGCAACACUGCAACAAUUAUCACUACACUUUCUACGUCGUCUAGUUCUCAAGCUUUGUCUUCCAUAAGCACGUCGCUCAACCUGAAACAAAGCAGUGAAGUACCUUUAUUGGAAACAGAAAUAGUUGUUAAUACGCGGAAAAGUGUUUCUGUAGUUUCUAAUGAUUAUGCACGUGCCAUAUAUGAAGCUGGACAUACAGUACCUAUACCAGAAAAAUGUCCAGAUUUUGGUAAAGAAAUGGACUUGGUUAUUAUUAUAAUGUCUGCACCUACACAUGUGGAAGCAAGGACAGCAAUUAGACAAACUUGGGGACACUUUGGACAAAGAAGAGAUAUUAGUAUACUCUUUAUGUUAGGUGCUACUUUAGAUUCUAAAGUCGAAAAAGUACUUGAACAAGAACAAAGAAUAUAUGGUGACAUAAUACGUGGAAAGUUUUUAGAUUCUUAUUCAAAUCUCACUCUUAAAACAAUCUCCAUUUUGGAGUGGGUAGAUAGUUAUUGUUCCAAGGUGAAAUUUGUUCUAAAGACAGAUGACGAUAUGUUUAUUAAUGUUCCACGUUUGUUAGCAUUUAUAAAUAGGCAUGGAAAAGACAAAAGUGUAAUAUUUGGCAGAUUAGCCAGAAGAUGGAAACCCAUUAGAAAUAAGAAGAGCAAAUACUAUGUCUCACAAACGCAAUUUAAACAACCUGUAUUUCCAGACUUUACUACAGGUCCAGCUUAUCUGUUAUCUAGUGACAUAGUGCGAAAAUUGUAUGAUGCUGCCUUGGACCAAACAUAUCUUAAACUUGAAGAUGUUUUCAUGACUGGAAUCGUUGCACAUAAACUAGGAAUUAAACGAGUGCAAGCUAAUGAGUUCCUCAACAAGCGGAUAGCUUAUAGUCUCUGUAACAUACAACAUGGAAUAAGUAUACACAUGGUUAAAUACAGUGAACAAUUCGAUCUCUGGAAGAAAUUGCUUGAUGGUAAGAGUAAAUGUAAGUGAUAAGAAUAGAUAGAAGCUGUACACAUAAUAUUUGGAAAUUGAGUGACAGGUUCUUUGUCACAACAUUUAACUUGAUUCAUUCUAUUUCAUAUAUUAAUUACCACUUUUUGGUGGUCUGCGAUAUGUGUAUAUUUUAUUCUACUUUAUGGCCUCAAUGAACAAAUACUCUACAUAGUACAGUCCAUAGAUAAUUUAAAUUAUUAUAAGUAUAUAAAUAAUAAGAUUUUAUAUUUUAAGAACAGGAGUCUAUGUUUCUACACAUAGUUAGUAUUUAUUAUGAGAUAAUAUUCCAGCAGGAUAUAGAUUUUAAUUGUCAUACAAUUCGUCUUCUUCUUUACUGUUGAUAUUUUAUUAUUUAGUUUAAAGCUUUCUAAUGUCUAUGAUGCAACAAAAAAGAAGAAGUGAUUUUCACAUUUAAGUGCAUUAUAUAUUUGAUAUCGCACAAUUCUUACUAUAUCUGUUUUAAUAUUAAAAAAGAAUAUUAAUCAAUCAUACUUCAAAAUAUUCUAAUGCCAUUUUUUAUAUCAGUGAUGCUCAAUUUGUCUAACAAUAAGUAAAAUAUUUUAAACUACAAACAAUCAGAAAAAUCGUCAUUUGAGCACCACUGUCAUAACCAAUAAUUUUCCUAUAUACAUAUAUACGUUGCUCGUAAAUAUAUAUUACAGUGAGGAGAUCGUAUUAUACUUGGACUGGUCGUAUAUAAACUUCUUAUUUAAUAAUUCACAUAUAUAAUCGUUACAGAACAUUAUAUAUAUGUGUGUGUGUGUGUGUGUGUGUGUGUGUGUAUAUCUGUAAUAUGCAUAUUUUUUCUCUGAAUUAUUAUCUAGUCAUUGCCUAGAUAAUAUCUCUGCAUGCAUGUAAAAGAAAACUUCCACAUGUCACUUUUUUUUAACAAUUUUCAAUUAGUAUCACGCCGUUCAUGUAUACGUAGACAUUUAACUGUGUUAUUUUUUUCAAGUGCCAUAUAUAAAAGAUAAAAUAAAAUUAUAUCAUCGUAUACGAAAAUUAUUUUCUUAACGUUGAAACAAGAAUUUUUCAAAUUCUUUGAUUGUGAAUUUAAAAUGACUGUUUUUUCUCGUUUCUUCCGUCUCUCUAUCCUUCUUUUACUAUCACAAGAAAUAUAUUAAAUCGUAAAUAUCAUCGUAAUAAUGAUUACAAGGUAACAAACCUGUAAAGUUUGGGUCAAGGUUUCGUUGUUCGAUGCAAAUGAGAAUCGCUUGAGAGAUCCGAUAGUGUCCUUGACACGAUUUUCAUUCGCUUCGAAUCGAGAUUUUAUGAUGGCACGUAAUUAUUAUCAAUUAGAUGCACACGUUAUUUCACUCUCGACGUUACAUUUACCGCCAAUGUACGUAACAAAAGGGUAUAAACGAUCCUAAAUGAUCGUUUCUAUAAACGACUAUAGAAACUUCCAGAAAGAAAAGAAAAAAGAAAACAGAAAAAAAAAAUAAAAAAUGAAUAAAAAUAAGAAUAAAAAUCCUUCGAAUACAAUCACGAUGUACGCAGGUAUUUGCGUAAUACGAAUUUUUUAAAUAAAACAAAACUAAAAAAUUAAAAAAUUAAAAAA